This is a messenger RNA of Nannizzia gypsea CBS 118893, 1110 nucleotides long. RefSeq lists its product as hypothetical. Gene Ontology annotation, biological process: G protein-coupled receptor signaling pathway. Gene Ontology annotation, cellular component: membrane; G protein-coupled receptor homodimeric complex. Gene Ontology annotation, molecular function: pheromone binding; mating-type factor pheromone receptor activity. Bases 1 to 1110 code for a protein of 369 amino acids. NCBI's taxonomy places the organism in Eukaryota, Fungi, Ascomycota, Eurotiomycetes, Onygenales, Arthrodermataceae. The transcript has 2 exons. The record is from RefSeq and is a predicted model, not a curated record.
AUGGCGCCGCACUUCGAUCCCUUCCAGCAGAGUGUCACCUUCCUCCGUGGUGAUGGCAGCUCAUUCCCCAUUUCCAUGGUAGAGUUCAACAAUUUUUUCUUGUAUGCUGUGAGAACUUCCAUAGCAGCUGCUUCUCAGCUGGGAGCUUCUGUUGUGAUGGCCGUUCUCCUCGCCUUACUUACUUCACCGGAUAAACGACGAUCAAUUAUUUUCUAUCUGAAUAUUACCACGCUCCUUGUGAAUGUCUGCCGAACCCUAUCCACCGCAAUUUUCUUUACCAGCUCCUGGGUUGAAGUAUACACUUACUUCUCUGGCGACUAUUCUCGAAUCACACCUGGAGCCUAUGCCAACUCUGUUAUGGGGACCAUAGCUACUGGUAUUAUGGUCAUCUUGAUCGAACUAUCCCUCCUUAUUCAGACACAAGUUCUAUGUUCUACACUCCGCGAUCUUUACCGAAAUAUCCUCCUCGCGUGGUCAUGCCUGGUAGCAGCCGUUCCAAUCGCAUUUCGAAUUGCCUUCAUGGUUGCCAACGUCAAGGCAAUUAUGACUCAAGCUUCUUUAGGAAAGAACAUUUGGAUACAAAGCUCCUCGAACAUCAGCAUCUCUGUCAGCAUCUGCUACUUUAGUUUGAUCUUCCUGGCCAAGCUUGGCUAUGCGAUCUAUACCAGAAGAUUGUUGGGAAUGAAGGGAUUCGGAGUCAUGCAAGUUAUUUUCAUCAUGGCUUGCCAGACUAUGGUACUUCCAGCAAUAAUGUCCAUCCUCCAGUAUUUCAUUCCUGAGUUUGAGGUCAACACCAAUAUACUCACCCUGCUUGCACUAUCCCUACCACUCACGACGCUCUGGUCAGCUGCUGCUGUUCGCCAUAGUCAUAAUCACAAUCACGGAUCCGGUCGCCAUUUCUGGGGAGGCAGCUCCGAAAAAUCCCUAUUCGAUCACAACAAAACCUCGGGUGGCAGUUUCUCUCAUCCAUCGUCGACACUCAUUGGAUCCAUGCAAGGCCCUGAGAAGAUCAAGUCUGCGGACCACUUUGAUCGCCUCUAUCCUGAGCUGCAUGAUACAGGCAACAUCACAAUCGAGCGUAACUUCAGUGUUACCAGCAAUAGAGUAUGA